UAAACUUCCGCGGAACGAUAACAGUGCUUUUUGUUGUGGUUCUGCGGUUGUGCCUUUCAAUUAUUGAAGUUUCCUUAUCAGCAAGGGUGAUUUGGUCAUCCUGACCUACCGAGCAUGUGGCGUGCAUAGUCUUUCCUGCAGAUCUAGCUGUAGUCAUGCUCCUCCGGCUGCCCAUUGUGGCGGCCCGUAGGAUGUUCAUCAUCCUCGUCCUGGUGGCAAUUGCGGGCUUCUUUUACAUCUACAGUUCGGAAAAUAAAUACUACUCAUGCUUCAUUGAGAGCCAAGUACUGGCAACUCAGCAGGCGCUAAUUGCAGAUGGCGAAACGAAUCUCUUAGAGGACGUACUCCAGGCGGAACCGAAGCCCUCGCCCGGAAGCAGUAUCUUCUUUCACGAGACUAGCUGCCGCCUAUCCGAUAACAGGCAGCUGGAGACUCUGAGAGUCACCGCCCGCCAGGCCUGCGCAAUCGAGUCAGCAGCGAAGCAUAAUCCGAAUUUCCAAGUGUUCGUCCUGUUCGCCGGCCCCACCUAUCGAAUCUCCAACAACAAUAGCCAUCCCCAACCGUUGGUGGAGGCCAUACUCAGCUACAGCAAUGUGCAUCUACGACGACUGAAUCUCGAAAGCUACGCAUCCGGCACGCCCAUGGAGGAGUGGCUCAAAGACGGCCGCCUGUCGCGUUCAAAAUAUUUGUUUUCCCACAUAUCAGAUUUCCUCCGCUAUCUCACCCUCUAUCGCUAUGGCGGUCUUUAUUUGGACAUGGAUGUGGUGGUGCUGCGCAACAUGGAGAAGGUGCCGCCCAAUUACACAGGUGCUGAGUCCAACACCCAUUUGGCCGCUGGCGUAAUGAACCUGGCAGCCACAGGCUUUGGCCACGAGAUCGCCGCGUCUUGUCUGCGCGACUUUCAGCACAACUUUAAUGGCAGGGACUGGGGCAACAAUGGGCCAGGAGUAAUAACCCGUGUGGCUCAGAAGAUAUGUGGCACCAAAGAUAUUUCUCUGAUGCAGGAGGACCCAAAGCGCUGUAUGGGCUUCAAGGUAUUCGGGCGAGGCGCCUUUUACGCCGUACCCUGGAAGCAGUGGAGCGACUUCUUUGAGCCGGAAAAGCUGGAGGAAACAAUGGCUCGCUGCAAGGACUCUUAUGUUGUGCACGUGUGGAACAAACAUUCGAGCAAGCUGCCCAUCAAACAAGGGACAAAGAACGCCUACGCCAUGUAUGCCGAACAAAACUGCCCGAGGUCGUAUAAGGCGGCGGGCGAAUACUUCUAGUAUUAGUCGUAUAAAGGGUUAUUAUAAUCAUAGUAUUUGUAUAUGAAUGUUUACCGCUGAAAGCCAAAGUCAUUGCCCUGUAAAGGUGCCAUUGCUAAAUUGCUUUUGUGCUGUUCGCGUUAAGUUUCAUCGCUAUUUGUUUACCUCCUGGCAAAUCCCAUUCCAAGUGAUGUCAGCUUACUCAAACGCACAUCCGCAACGCAGCUCAAGUCUAACGGAUAAACUUUACAAUUAGUCCGAUUCCACAUCAUACCUAUGUAUUUCAAUACUGUAAUAUCAUUCGAUCAUAUAAGCAAAUGAACAACAACAAAGACAUAUAUGUAAAGCUGUAAAAGAACAACAAACAAAGACAUAUAUGUAAAGCUGUAAAAGAAAGCUUAGAAUACUAUUUUGAAUCUUUGUAAUUUAUCUUAAGUGCAAUGUUAACUAAACUCGAAUAAGUUGGAAAAUCUUGUACAUACUUUCAUCCAGGGAAUUUUGCUAUCAACCCAUAAA
This is a messenger RNA of Drosophila teissieri, 1760 nucleotides long. Its product is annotated as lactosylceramide 4-alpha-galactosyltransferase. The transcript has 3 exons. Gene Ontology annotation, molecular function: alpha-1,4-N-acetylgalactosaminyltransferase activity. Lineage: Eukaryota; Metazoa; Arthropoda; Insecta; Diptera; Drosophilidae. Gene Ontology annotation, biological process: glycosphingolipid biosynthetic process. The record is from RefSeq and is a predicted model, not a curated record. The coding region runs from base 156 to 1265 and encodes 369 amino acids.